CUCCCCUUGACCUGACCGAGAGGCGCGUCGCGAGUUCGCGACCUGCCCAUCGCGCCUCCUCUUCCCAGGCCCUGAAGCGCCGCCCGCCCGCGCCCAGCGGCCGGCCUCCGCACCUCCGCGGCCCCUUCCUGCUGGCCUGCUGCACCUCCUCCGCCCGCGCCGAUCGCUGCUGCCCUGCUCCCUGCUCUCCCUCGUGGCCUUGCCUCGGAGUGCCAAGCAGCCGCCGGACGGGCCGGAGCUAGGGUUUCGGCCAAAAAUCGCUGCGGCCAGGGCGCCGUGUUGGGACUUGAGAGAGCAUGAAGAACGGAUGAGUUUGCGAAUGGCCGGCCCCGGGAAUGCAGAGGGCGUGACCGCCUCCAUGGGGGAGCUAAGCGUAGAAGCAGCACCUUCAUCAAGUAGGACUGAAAUCGCCCAGCAUGCUAAUGGUGGUGAUGUUGCUGCUGCCGAAGAUGAUGACAUAUGGGAUGAUGCUUCAGAUUCUCCUGGGCAUGCUUCUAACUUAGACAGAGAAUGGAUCCACAGGCAGAACCAGUUUCAUAAGAUGGGCUAUAGGGAUGGUAUAACAGAAGGGCAGAAAGACUCUGCCCAGGAGGGCUUCAAUGUUGGGUUUAGGCAAUCUGUAAACGUUGGCUACAAGUGGGGCCUUGUUCGUGGUGUUACCAGCAGCGCAAUAGCUAGCCUUCCUGACAACUUGAAGGAAAAACUUGUGCCUGAUGCCCAGUGUAGAAGAAAAUUUCUGGAUGUGCACACAUCUGUGCAAGAAAUGUCUGCAGAUGACGCACUCCAGAUGUUCCUUGAGAACAUCUGUCAGAGUGAUCAUCCUUCAGAUGACUCGCAUGUAACAUCAACUGCAGAUGGAGCUACAGAAUCUAAUAUGAUCAAAAGCCUAUCAAAUGAUCUUGUGCUAUUGUUGCAUGAAUGCCCAGAUAUUAAGGUAACUGAAGAGUUGGCAUGAGACUAGUGAACAAGUAGGCCUCGAAUUGCAACAGCCAGGAGUCAACCAAGUCUGGCAGAAACACCGGCACAGAAUUCUGAGAUUACUGAAUGCCUGCCAGCGCUAUAUGUGAAUGAAUAGAGCUGAUACUCAAAAAGCUUGAACCUCUGAUGUGGCACUCAAGUUUUAUAUGUCAAUCAUACGCGUUGUUUGAAUACAGUAGCGUUGUUUUGUUUCUGAAUAUUUCUAAUCA
Molecule: messenger RNA, 1187 nt
Organism: Panicum hallii
Lineage: Eukaryota; Viridiplantae; Streptophyta; Magnoliopsida; Poales; Poaceae
Exons: 6
Coding region: 308-955 (215 amino acids)
Source: RefSeq, a predicted model, not a curated record